AUGUCCACCGACGUGAACAGUUCGCUGCCGCCUUCGUAUUACGAAAGCGGCUUUCAACUAAUACGCGACUCGGCCCCGGCUCAUUUGGUAAGUCAUCUCCUCGAAGAUGAUAAUGAAGAAGAGCAUGUGGAACACUUCAUGUAUAAGCAGCAGCUUGAGCGUAAGCUCACUGUGAUUUCGAUUGUCGGACUUGGUUUUUCGUUAGUUGGUGUUCCUUUCGGUUUGUCUUCCACGUUGUGGAUUUCGUUGGUCGAUGGUGGUAAUGUCACUAUGCUCUAUGGCUGGCUUGUCGUGGGUUUCUUUAGCAUUUGUGUGGUGUUGAGUCUUAGUGAAAUUAUAUCAAAGUACCCCACCUCUGGUGGUGUUUAUCAUUUCAGUGCUAUCUUGAGCAGCGAUAAGUACUCAUCGGUGAGUUCGUGGUUCACAGGCUGGUUCCUUAUCAUCGGUAAUUGGACAUAUGCCGUGAGCAUCAUGUUUUCGGGAUCGCAAUUCAUUCUUUCGAUCUUUGGACUCAAGGACGUUUAUUAUAAGGAGGAUACUCUUCUUGUGCUUGCCGUUUACUUUAUCCUCCUAACAUUUGUGGGUUUCGUCAAUUUUAAGUUCUCUGGGUACUUGGACUACAUUAACAAAAUGUGCAUCAUAUGGUCCAUUGGCACUGUUCUCAUGAUUGACAUCAUCCUCCUCAUAUUUUCCAAGAAAACCAACUCUGCGACCCACACGUUCACAAACUUUGACAAUUCCAGAUCCGGAUGGCCCGACCCUGUCGCAUUCAUGGUGGGCCUUCAAAGCUCCUCAUUCACACUCACAGGCUACGGUAUGCUUUUUUCCAUGACCGAUGAGGUUAGAAAUCCCGAAAGAAAUAUGCCCAGAGGUGCUGUGAGUGCUAUUUGUAUGGCUGUGUUUCAGGGCUUGAUCUUUAUCGUUCCUAUUCUUGUCAUCUUGCCAGCACUCACAGUUAUCCUUGAUGACACACCGGAAAUUAUGCCCAUCGACUUGAUUUUUAAAUCGGCUACCGAAUCCUAUCUUGUCUCGUUUUUGUUGGUUCUUCUUUUAGUUGGUACGGUCAUGUUCCAAGCUAUUGGCUCCGUGACAACUGCAUCGAGAUCAACAUAUGCAUUUGCGAGAGACGGAGGCCUCCCUUUUAAAGACAUUUGGACAAGUGUCGACUCUGUCGAGGAUGCCAUUGUGCCUAAAAAUGCACUUUUUUUAUCUAUGGGUGUCUGUGGUACUUUUUCGCUUUUGGCGUUAGUAUCUCCGUCAGCAUUCAAUGCAUUCAUGGGAGCCUCUGUCGUCUCUUUAGCAUUGGCCAAUGGCAUUCCAAUUCUUUGCUUGAUGUUAAACAAAAGACAAAAGAUCAAGGGUGCUGCUUUCAGACUACGGUCUUUUGGUUGGGUUGUUAACGGCAUAUCUGUCUUCUGGGUAUUCAUCUCAUUUUUCAUACUUUGCAUGCCACCAGUCGUCAAGGAUUUGACGUGGACUAAUAUGAAUUACGCUUUCGCUGUCUUACUCUGCUUGGCCUCAUUGGCAGCAGUGGGAUAUAAAACCUGGGGCAAGAAGGUCUUCACGGGGCCACUUAUAGAUGAAGACUAUUUCGAGCUUCAGACGCUUGCAAAAAAUGAAGAAAACUUGGGCAACUUUGUUGUUGGUGAUGAGGAAGAAGACUCCGGGAUUAAACAUGAGCAGGCCUCAAACAAAGAAUUCUUAAGCAACGAGGGUUUGAGUGUACAACAAGAAAAGGUGAGAAAGGCAGACGAUCCGAGCAGAAGUUCGAAGAUAGAUGGUCCUGAGGACCAAGAGGAAUUACUCUUAGAUGUCUCCAAAUCUGAAGAGUAA
Molecule: messenger RNA, 1833 nt
Organism: Candidozyma duobushaemuli
Lineage: Eukaryota; Fungi; Ascomycota; Pichiomycetes; Serinales; Metschnikowiaceae
Gene: TPO5
Product: Tpo5p
Exons: 1
Coding region: 1-1833 (610 amino acids)
Biological process (GO): transmembrane transport
Cellular component (GO): membrane
Molecular function (GO): transmembrane transporter activity
Source: RefSeq, a predicted model, not a curated record